GUCAUGGCGAAGCCAAAUAGUAUUGCCAUUUUUAAAGCCGUCUAAGGUACAAUCUGAUAUCAAAUCAUAUCGUCCGAUAGUUUUGUCAUCGGUGAUCACAAAAGUUGUUGAACAUUUAAUUAAAAAUCGGCUUGAAUGGUAUAUAGAAAAUAACGAAUAUCUGUCCCAAACUCAGUUUGGAUUUCGAAAAGGUAAAAGUGUGGGGGACAAUUUAGGCAUAUUAGUUACGGAUAUUCGUAAUGCUUUCUCAGAUAAAAAGUCAGUAGUUGCUGCUUUUUUGGAUAUUAAUUCGGCUUAUGAUAACGUUCUAUUACAUAUUCUAAAAAGUAAAUUAGAUAAAUUAAAGGUUCCCUAUUUUUUAACUAAUUCCAUUGUAAAUCUUCUUUCGGAGAGGAAAAUUAUUUUAGAUGUUGGCGGCCCUUAUAAGCCUAGUAGGCUGGUAUGGAGAGGUUUGCCACAGGGGUCUGUUCUGAGUCCUUUAUUGUACAAUAUUUAUACAUAUGAUCUAGAAGGUUCAGUCGGAGAUUCAGCAAGUUUAUUACAGUAUGCCGAUGACUUGGUUAUUUAUGCCUCUGAUAUGUCUGUAAGUACUGCUGAACGAUAUGUUUCCUCCUCUUUAUCUUUGCUAAAAAUCUGGAUGGAUGCAAAUGGCCUUGAUCUGUCUCCCUCAAAAAGUACUGUUGUACUUUUCACCAAAUCCCGUACUCCUUGCUCACUUAAUAUAACAUAUGAUGGGGAUAUAUUACCCAUUAGGAAUCAAGUUAAGUUCUUAGGAGCUAUUCUUGAUUCUAAACUAACGGGUCAACCACACUGCGAAUUUGUGGUUAGUAAAUGUGAGCGAAACUUGAACAUGCUGAGAUGUCUCGGUGGGGUUUGGUGGGGUGCUCACCCGGCUACACUGAGGUUGGUGUAUAAUGCUGUCAUUAGAAGUGUACUGGAUUUUGGGACCUUUUUCUUAGACCCAGGUAAUGUGGCUGGCUUUAGAAAACUAGAUCUCAUACAGUCUAGGGCUUUGAGGAUUGUUUCUGGUGCCAUGAAAUCGAGUCCGGUUAAUGCUCUGCAAAUAGAAUGUUGUGACCCUCCUUUAAACUUAAGACGUCAAUAUCUGUCCGAUAGAUUCAUUUUUAGAAUUGUUCAGUUCCAUAAUCAUCCCCUCAUUUCGAAACUAGAGUUUCUUUCUAAAAAAGUACCCUCUUCACAUAAACCUUUACCUUGUCUGUUAAAAAGAUUCCUGAAAUUCAAACAAUUACAAGCCCCAACUCAUUCUUUUCAGGUGCUUCCUUUAUUUGGCGCUUCUUAUGAUUCUCUCUUACUUUCUCCAGUGAUUUGCUUUUCUCUUGGCAUUGAAAAAUCUGAUUUUAAUGCCAAUGAAAAUUUUAAUUGCAAUGUCAAUAGUAAAUGGCCUAACUGGCAUCAAAUUUAUACAGAUGCAUCUAAACACUCCAGUGGGUGUGUUGGUGUUGGAGUGUAUCACAAACAGUACAACAUAGUUCAGAAAAUUAAAUUACCUCCGGAAUCAUCGGUCUUUACCGGUGAAUGUUUUGGACUAUUAAAAGCUCUUGAAUAUGUGCUGUCUUUCAAACUAAAAAAAACCGUUAUAUUUACUGAUUCCUUAAGUGCAUUACAGAGCUUAGCAAAAUUUUCACUAAAACUUAACCCUUUUUUUCAUGUAAUAUUUGAAUGUAAGAGAAAGCUGUUGCACUGCCAAUCACACAACUAUUUAGUAUCAUUUUGUUGGGUACCUAGUCACUGUGGCAUAUCUGGAAAUGUGAAAGCUGACAGUUUGGCCAACAGUGCUACUGUGACCGGUGACGUAUACCCGUACAAGAAUUUUGGCCAUGAUCUUGCUGCUUUGCCCGGCAUAUGCCUCCACAAAUCGUGGAAUAUGUGUUGGGAAGAGAGCGGCCGGAUUAAGGGUCGUUUCUUGUAUGCUAUACAGUCUUCCGUUCCCAGGAAGCCAUGGUUUGCCAAAUUGUCGUUUGGUAAAACCGCCACUUCUACUAUAAUUCGUAUGCGUCUGGGACAUAACAGCCUUCCAGUUCAUUUGCACAAACUUGGUAUCGUAACUAGUACCGCCUUUUCCUUCGUUUUUUAUUAUUUAUAAACUGUAAAUAAAUAAAACGGCGAAUUAUAAAAAC
Bombyx mori (domestic silkworm) is the source of this 2138-nucleotide messenger RNA. RefSeq lists its product as uncharacterized. The record is from RefSeq and is a predicted model, not a curated record. Gene Ontology annotation, molecular function: nucleic acid binding; RNA-DNA hybrid ribonuclease activity. The transcript is spliced from 2 exons. Bases 578 to 2104 code for a protein of 508 amino acids. NCBI's taxonomy places the organism in Eukaryota, Metazoa, Arthropoda, Insecta, Lepidoptera, Bombycidae. Gene Ontology annotation, biological process: DNA replication, removal of RNA primer.